Molecule: messenger RNA, 261 nt
Organism: Radiomyces spectabilis
Lineage: Eukaryota; Fungi; Mucoromycota; Mucoromycetes; Mucorales; Radiomycetaceae
Exons: 3
Coding region: 1-261 (86 amino acids)
Source: RefSeq, a predicted model, not a curated record
AUGUCGCCCCCUCCUGAUCCGCAGCACAUGCUGGCCAAGUCGGUGAUAACGAAAGCGCUGACUUCGUUUCCGUCAAGAGAUUAUGACUUGCUGGUUUGCUUCUCUUCGCCCGUCUUUGCCAACUUUUUACUGUUCGUCGUUCCUGUCUUGCUGCUUUGGUGCUCUUUCGGAGGUCGUCGUCUUUUUCCUGGUGGUCGUUGGCAAGUUUCGAAAAGUGUCUGUGUCAAUCCAUCCACAAACGCUAACUCUUUCAACCACUGA